Olea europaea var. sylvestris is the source of this 1114-nucleotide messenger RNA. RefSeq lists its product as uncharacterized. The transcript has 3 exons. NCBI's taxonomy places the organism in Eukaryota, Viridiplantae, Streptophyta, Magnoliopsida, Lamiales, Oleaceae. The record is from RefSeq and is a predicted model, not a curated record. The coding region runs from base 201 to 614 and encodes 137 amino acids.
GAAUGGGAAGAAAAAGCAUAAGUGGAGGGAUGUCCGUUGAAUUUCAAUAAUUCGGUUUCACUCCUAAAUAUAUAUUUACUUAUUUUUUCAAAAAAGAAGACUAUUCAUCUCAGAGAGGUUUGCUGAAAAUUUUAUCAAUAAUAAACGAAUGGAGGAUGUUCUUGUAAACUUGCUUUCAUUAUAGGCUUAAUGUGAUCUUAAUGCUUAAUUUGAUGUUUAAUUGGUCAAGCAUCUAUAUUUUUUUGAACUUGAAGGAUGUCUUGUUCGUGGACAGUGGCGACCCAUGGAACCCAAAGCCGGAGACAUCUAGUAAUGUUAUGGCAAUGCUUCAAGGUGUUCAUAGAGUUUUGAAACCUCAUGGCAUUUUCCUCUCUAUCACCUUCGGCCAGCCACACUUCAGGCGUCCUUUCUUUAAUGCUCCAGUAUUUACCUGGUCCAUUGAGUGGAGAACAUUUGGCGAUGGAUUUCAUUAUUUCUGCUAUAUCUUGAAGAAGGGAAAAAGAUCAUUAGACAAUGGAGAUGCUGCAAAGGUUGAUGUGCCAUCCAUAUCACUUUACCACGAGGAAUUAGACGAUGAAUCCUAUUUAUUUCGAACCAAUUUCGAUGAGAUGUGAUAUCAGAUAUUGAAGGUUAAAUUUUCAAGUUCUCAUUAGUUUGCUCCUGUACUCUUGCUAUGACACUUGUUGUGGUUAGAACUAUUGGAAUAGAUUUUUUCCGAAAAGUUUUGUACCAUCUGCUUAUAUACAUCUAUAUUGAUUGUUGCCAAACUACUCCUUGCUUGCUGUUUAGUGUUUACUGUCAGCCAUUCCUCGCUAUUGUGCACCCGACAGUGGAAUGAAAGGGUGAUUCUUAAUGCGACGUGUUUGAAAAGGUUGUUGGGGGACCAAAAGAGCUUUUAGAUUGAGUUCACAACCAAGGGUAUUUCCUUCUGCAGAUUUCUGAUUCUUUCUCGUCACUUGUGAACAACUGCAACAGGCUAUGUGAAACUAUAGAACCUACUUGUUACAUUCAGUCGUGGAUUUUUGUUAUAAUUUUCCCCUUUUGUAACUUAAAGAUUCAAAGAAUACUUUGUACCCAGUAUAAGAUGCUAUUAGAAAAUGUUGUGAUUUAUUUA